Messenger RNA from Anguilla rostrata (American eel), 3433 nucleotides. RefSeq names its product protein SSXT-like. Gene Ontology annotation, molecular function: transcription coactivator activity. The record is from RefSeq and is a predicted model, not a curated record. The transcript is spliced from 11 exons. Bases 368 to 1546 code for a protein of 392 amino acids. NCBI's taxonomy places the organism in Eukaryota, Metazoa, Chordata, Actinopteri, Anguilliformes, Anguillidae.
GCCACUUGAGAACAUACCACUUUCCUCCCUUGCUUAGCUGUCUGUCGGGUUUCGGAGCAAAUCAUUAAGAGCGGGGAAGUCGGUUAAUUUUGAAAAGUAUACACCUUUACAAAUUCCGCUUUGAGUCAUGAUCAUCAUUUAAUUUGUACCCAAAAUACACAUCAAAGUGGACACAUAGUCACAGAAUAAUUGAUAUUAUUUUAUUUUGAUUGUUUCUUUUAUUGGCAUCUUAACCUCCCCUCGCAUGGACUGUUACAUUGAAGAAUCGCAUCAUCUGUUCCGUGCAGUGUGGUUUGAGCUCUGUUGAAUUGCAUUUGGUUGAUUUUUCAUAUUUUCGUGAUUUAAGAAAUAAGAAAAUAUAAUUACAAUGUCGGUGGCGUUUGCAGCACACAGACAGCGAGGAAAGGGUGACAUAACGCCGGCAGGAAUACAGAAGUUGUUAGAUGAGAACAAUCAUCUCAUCCAAUGCAUCAUGGACUUCCAGAGCAAAGGAAAAACUGCAGAAUGCUCACAGUAUCAACAAAUGCUACACAGAAACUUAGUUUACCUGGCAACAAUAGCAGACUCCAAUCAGAACAUGCAGUCUCUGCUUCCUGCUUCUGAGUCCCCCACCACAGAGGUUAAGCAUGAACCCCCCUCCCAGAACGUGCCCAUGGGACCGGGCGGGAUGAGCCAGAGCGGGCCCCAACAGCCCCCCCACGGCCACGGCGGGCCCCCGGAGGGGCCCCCCACGCCCCACAUGCAGGGCCAGAUGAACGGCCAGAUGCCCGGACCCAACCACAUGCCCAUGCAGGGGCCCGGACCCAGCCAGCCCCCCAAUAUGCCCCCAAACAGCUCUAUGAACGUCCCGCCCAGCACGCAUGCGUCCAUGGGGGGGUACAACCACGCGGUGGCGCCGACCCAGGGCAUGCCCCCCGCCCAGGGCCAGAUGAACAUGGCACAGGGUCAGCCAAUGGGAAACUACGGCCCGCGCCCGCCCAUGAACAUGCAGGCCAGCCCAGGUACCAGCAGUCCCAUGAUGCACCAGCAGCCCCCCUCCCAGCAGUACAGCAUGCCCCCGGGAGGCGCACAGCACUACCCGGGCCAGCAGAACCCCAUGGGCAUGAUGGGACAGGUCACCCAGGGGAACCACGUGAUGGGACAGAGGCCUAUGCCUCCGUACAGACCCCCACAGCAAGGACCCCCCCAGCAGUACCCUGGCCAGGAGGAUUACUAUGGGGAGCAGUAUAGUCAUGGUGGCCAGGGAGUCCCAGAAGGUACCUCCCAGUACAGCGGUCAGCCGGAGGCCUAUCCGCAAGGCCCCCCCCAGCAGCAGGGCUACCCCCCUCAGCAGCAGCAGCAGCAGUACCCCGGCCAGCAGGGCUACCCAGGCCAGCAGCAGGGAUACGGCCCGUCUCAAGCCCCCCCAGGGCAGUACCAGAACUACCCCCAGGGCCAGGGGCAGCAGUACGGCGCCUACAGAGCCCCCCAGCCCGGCCCGCCCCAGGCGCCGCAGCAGCGCGCCUAUGGCUACGAUCAGGCUCAGUAUGGGAGCUACCAGCAGUGAGGCUCGUUUGGGGACUGGAACACGCACUAAUCGCCCUUCUACUCCUGGAUCUGCAUCUCAGCUGCUACCGUUUGAGCCUUUUUAGGACUGUAAAUGUGAGACUGUUUUGUGUUGUUAUUUCACAUUGUGCCCCCCUGUCCCACCCCUCACCUCCCCCCCGUUCAUGUGUAGUCUUGCGUUUUGUAACAUUGCGUCUGCGUUUUCGCGGGUUCCCGUGCGACAGAGGAGAAAUUUAGCGCGGUUCGCGGGAAUCCCAGUCGCCCUCGUCUCUCGUCCAGCCCUCCCUCCCGCACGACCCCCGUCUCGCUCAAUUCGACCGCCAACCCAACGCGAGUGAGAUUUCGGCGAAGAACGUUUCCUCAGAUCGAGAGAAGGCGCGGUCCGUACGCUCAGUGCCGACGGGAAAAGCACUUGUGUUCUCGGGGCGAACGGAUCUUCAAGCAGCGAUGCCUUAAAACAGGAAGCGCCCGGCAUUGGGAAGGCUCCUCCUUCCUCUGCCGAAGUCCUUCCAUUUCAGAUUGUGAAACCAGCAGCGUUUUUUUAUUUCAGUUUGAAAUGAGACCCGUCAAUGCUACAUCCCAUCCAAUGCGAUUUUCUUUCUCCAUUUUUAUAUGAAGCAAUAAUCAAGAGCAGAGUAUCGUUUUUGUCUGUAACAUUCUUAAAAGAUAUUUUGUAUCAUGGUUAUAAAAAAAAAAGCAAUGUACAAAUGUAUUUUAUGCUUUUAGAUGGAACUGAAUUUGUAUAGUGAAUUGUAAACAAGUACCGGUUGUUUUUGUUUCUUGUGUUUUAUUUUGAAAGAAAAACUUUUUUCCUUUAACGAGUUUACAGGUUUUUUGUUUACAGAUUUUGUCUGGCUGCGACCACAACUAGACCAGGUCACAUGAUCCCAGCAACUAAAAGGGGUCAAGGCCUUAGUAGUGAAGGCGUUAUCGACGUACCGAGCAUAAGCACAUGCUGCACAAAUGGCGGCUUGCUCCUCUCAAUGGCUCCAACAAUGUUAAAAAGCUCUGAAGAAAGAGAGUCCACAAGUGUUCAGCAGUCAGCAUCGGAAGAGCUGUGAAAUACUGUGGUCUCUAGUGCCCCUUCCCUGGGCUUUGUGUCUUUGCUUUUGUUUUGUUUUUUGUUUUUUCUCAAAAACUUGGAAAAAAAUCUUUAUCCAGAAUUUAUAUGCAUUCGUAGGUCAAGUGAAGUUAUUUUUUAAGACAUUUUCCAUAGCAAUCAUAGCCGUCCUUUGAAUGUGGACUGCUGAUUGACCGGUUUUGGACAUGCAUUUUUCCUAAACUAGGCACUAGAACUGUGAAACUCCACUGCACCCCACCAUACCCCAGCCCCGCCCCCCACAUUGUAUUAUUGCUGCUGCUUUCAGCUUCCACGCUCCCCACUGUGUCCACAGGUGGGCGUUCCCUGUGGACCCAACGUGUCCAUUAUGAGUAUUUAAAACCCUUUAACCCUUCCGGCACCAGGAACAUUCCUGCAGACUACAUUUUACAGGAAACAUCCAUUUCACUGAUAUUCAGAAAAAAGUCAUUUAUACGAUCAUGCAUUUUGGUUAGUAAUACGUUUCUUUGUAAAUUAUCUUUUAAAAAUUAGCCAUCUUUGUAUGUGUAGUACUUUAUCUGAGGAGUUAAAGUACUUAAAAUACAUCGGGGCUAGUGUCAAACGAUGAGGAAUCAUGUCGAUGGCGUGCGUUUGAUGGGGACAGACAUGUUCUGUGUAGCUUAAAGCAGCUUCCAAGACCACCAGCUCGUGGGUGUCAUGACCACCAGUUUUCCCCCUCUUUAUAUUUUGUUGUAGUUUUUUUUUUUUUUUUUACUUUUGUCACAAUGUAAACUUGUCACUGGAUAUGAACAAAAACAUGAAAUAAAUUAUUGUGAUUUUUUUUUCUCA